AAGUGCAUACCAGUGUUUGACAUUGUGUAGACGUUUUUAUUUUCAGAAUGUCGUCAACAACAUCAUUGGCUGGCAAAAAGUUAGUUCUCAACAGCCUCUUAGAGACGGACCAUUACGAGAGCUUAAUCAAGGAUCUAACAUGCACCAAAUGUCACAAAUACAUGAAGCCACCGAUUCACCUCUGUGUGGAUGGCCAUAGCAUAUGCGGCACAUGUUUCGCGAAGAGUUACCAAUGUCAUGUGUGUCAGAAAGAAUUUUCCCCAGUUCGGCCAAUGGUGCUUGAAUCAUUAGCCAACAAAGUAUUAUUUCCUUGCACAAAUAGCGGUUGUCCAAAGCAUGCAACCCUGCCUCAGUUGGAGAAGCACGCCCCUCACUGCCAGCACAGGAUCAUCAGCUGCUUUAUGUCGAGAGUAUAUGGCGAUUGCAAAUGGAAAGGCAAAGCUGGUGAAUGGAUGGACCAUUGCUUCCUCGAGCACAAACAGAAGGUGACCGAUCUGCCCUUCAUCACCGUCAAAGACAGAUGGGACGCGAAGAGAACCGAACCAGUGCUCAACUAUUUCCUACUCAGAUGUUUCGACAAAGUGUUCAACGUUUACCAAAUUUAUGACAAAAGAGGUGGACGGAUGAUGUGGACUGUUCUUGUGAAUGAUGACCAGGCGGACAAAUUUUAUUUCGAAGUUGAUAUAUUCAUGCCAAAUCUUCCAAGCAAAAGAAUUGUCUACAGACGUCCGUGUAAAUGUGAGAAAGAUGCUGAUUUCUUAGAGCACACACAAAACGUUUACAUUCCUGUUGAAAAUGUCUUCUCGAUGCUUGAUGAGAAUGAAAGUAUGAAUUUCACAGUGCGAAUUGGAGAAGUCGAGAACCUCCCACUUCUGGACACACCAACGGAAAGUGAGAGUUUAAUUUUGUUACAAAAUGAUGACCAAAAAGCAAAUGGUGAAUAGAUUAAAGAUGAACCUUAAAUAUUCAUUAUUAAAAUCUAUCAAGAUACAAACUCUUUAUUUGGAAGCCAACAAUUUUUAUUUAUUUUUUAUACCAAUACUAGUAAAAAAUAAAAUAGUUCAGUAUUUGUAAUGACAUUAUUACAACUUUGACAAUAUUACUCAUAAUAUGGUAUGUACAUUUUGAAAUUAAUUAGGCUACGAAUAAAACUUAAUAAUUCU
Messenger RNA from Diatraea saccharalis (sugarcane borer), 1163 nucleotides. The record is from the annotation of a GenBank genome assembly. NCBI's taxonomy places the organism in Eukaryota, Metazoa, Arthropoda, Insecta, Lepidoptera, Crambidae.